Molecule: messenger RNA, 1173 nt
Organism: Penicillium maclennaniae
Lineage: Eukaryota; Fungi; Ascomycota; Eurotiomycetes; Eurotiales; Aspergillaceae
Product: VOC family protein
Exons: 1
Coding region: 1-1173 (390 amino acids)
Molecular function (GO): oxidoreductase activity
Source: RefSeq, a predicted model, not a curated record
AUGUUUUCCGUGAUGGGAAUGUACCCAGUGGGCUACUACGAUCUAAGUCUUGCUGGCUUCCCAAUGCAUGCAACCGCAUUUCGACCGAGAUCUCAAGACGCCCUGUCUCAACAUCCUUUUCGUGUAUUCACCACAGUCUUGCGAAUGGAUUUGUUGACGGAGAAGACGUGGGAGCUAGCUCAACGGGCGUUGAAACAGAGAAACAUUUUCACCCCGCGACUUCUUGAGAUCUUGGAUAUGGUCGAUGAGAAGGGAACCUUGACACCAGCAGAAUGUUCCGAAUUUAUUGAGAAUGGUCUGGAGACUUUCCGCUGGCAUUCGAAAGCAACAGUCACUCUCGAUGAAUACAUGCUUUUGAAAGCUGAACACCCCUUGAUUGCCGAUAUUGUCUCCUUUCCCAGUUCUCACAUCAACCAUCUCACUCCGCGUACCAUCGAUAUUGACUUAGUACAGCAGUUGAUGCGAGACCAUGGCAUGCCCGCCAAGGAACGUAUCGAGGGCCCUCCGAAGCGGAAUUGCCCCAUCCUUUUACGACAGACUAGCUUCAAGGCUUUGGAGGAAACAGUCUACUUCCGGGAUCAAUCCAACACCUUUGUGAGAGGAUCCCAUACCGCCCGAUUCGGCGAGGUGGAACAAAGGGGAUACGCCUUAACGCGGGCAGGACGACAGCUCUAUGACAAAAUCCUGGACCAAGUCAAUGCAGAAGCCGAAAAGCUCAACUUGAAGGGCAAUGACUACGACAACACUUUAGAAAGCCACUUCAAAGCAUUCCCCGACACUCUGUCAGAGCUACGCGAACAGAACUUGGCAUAUUUCUGCUAUCAGCUGACGCCAGCUGGCGAGCGGAUGGCAAAAGAUGACAUGACAAUAUCCAAAUUGGGAACUACUUCCGUCAGUCUUCAAGUUCUAUUGGACAAAAACAUCCUAAAAUAUGAACCCCUGACCUAUGAGGACUUUUUGCCCUUGUCGGCUGGGGGCAUCUUCAACUCGAACCUGGGCAACGUCUCUCAGUCUAAGCAGCUCAUUAUAAGCGCAGAGCCUGAUCUCGAUGGGUUUCAGCGCGCAUUAGGAACACACGUUGCGGACGAAUUCCAUCUCUAUGCUCAGAUGCAGCGGGAGUCACUCUUGCAUUGUAAACUGCAUUUGGGAUUGGAGGAUAUCAUCGUAGAGUGA